Phyllopteryx taeniolatus (common seadragon) is the source of this 394-nucleotide messenger RNA. RefSeq lists its product as uncharacterized. The transcript has 3 exons. NCBI's taxonomy places the organism in Eukaryota, Metazoa, Chordata, Actinopteri, Syngnathiformes, Syngnathidae. The coding region runs from base 108 to 338 and encodes 76 amino acids. The record is from RefSeq and is a predicted model, not a curated record.
CUGCUGACCCUUGGCCAAGCGCGCGUGCGUGUACGGGGCAGAACAUAAGUCCGCUUUGACCGGCUGGAGCCAUUUUGCAGUUUCGUCCUUGUGGAUCGAAAGCAAACAUGAAGCUGUUCCUGCUCCUGCUGGCGCUGGCGGCCGUCUGCUCAGCGGACUUUUACAUCGAGUGUCACGGCCGAGACGACCUGAUGCUCACGCCGCAGAUUCUGCGGUGUCGAAGUGCGGUCAAGCAGGCCUGCUACAGCAGAGACAACGGCGAGAAAGGCUGCGCCGUCUUGGACCUCUGCGCUCGGCCCGGAUGGCGCUGUUGCUAUAGCGACCGCUGCAACCUGUGACCGCGACGGUCGAUCGCCACGCGGCGCGUUCUGCAAUAAACCCGUGCGACCUCUCA